AUGGCGAGCUUUGACGUCAAGGAGAUCGUGGACGAGGCGUACCUCUUCCUCUACCCGCUGGUGCUGAUGGACAUAACGCGGCUGCAGAACUGCUCCGUGGACAAGUGGGACGGCAUGGGCCCCAAGGCGCCCAUGAAUCACUGGGGCCACUUUCGGAUAUUUCCUCCGCUGACGUUCAAGGAGGUUGUGCGUCCCAACUUUGACACCCUGUACUCCAUCACGUUCCUGGACUUGUCCGACGGCCCCAUCGUCAUGCACAUCCCAGACAGCGACGGCCGAUACUACCUGAUGCCCGGGCUCGACAUGUGGACGAACGUGUUUGCGGUGCCCGGCUGGCGCACGACCGGCACGGGCGCGCAGGAUGUCGCCUUCUGCCCUCCGGGCUGGUCCGGCUCGCUGCCUCCGGGCGUGGUGAAGUCGGAGUGUCCCACCAAGCUGGUUUGGUUCAUCGGCCGCACAAAGACUGACGGCCCGCCCGACUACGACGCAGUGCACAAGUUCCAGGAUGGCAUGGCGCUCACCUCCCUGGCGAGAUGGGGAGAGCCAGUCGAGGCGAUGCAGGUGAAGAAGCUGAGCGCACCGAGCUUUGUGGACCUGAAGGCUGCGCCGCUCCAGCAGAUUGAAAAGAUGCCGGGCGAGCAGUUCUUUGCGUACGCAGCUGAGCUGAUGAAGGACUCGCCGCCCCUCCCCACCGACUUCAGCCAGGUGUCGCGCAUGCGGCACAUCGGCAUCGUCCCGGGAGAGAGCUUUGCAACAGACGGAUUGAGCGGCGAGCUGUUGGCAGCCGUCAAGGAGGCGCCAGCGGCCGGCCAUCGAGCGAUGCGCAUGGCGUACGCCGCUCUGGGCGCCAAGAGAGCAGAAAACAACGGCUGGUCCAUGGCCAUCAGCCCCUGGGUCUUUGGCUCGUUUGGCAUCGAAUACACGCAGAGGGCCAUGAUUGCGCUAGUAGGGCUGGGAUGCAACCAGCUUCAAGAUGCGAUCUACCCGCAGCUGUUGACCGACUCUGCAGGCGAGCCGCUGAAGGGAGGCGCCGCCAACAAGUACACGGUUCACUUUGAUGCCGAGCAGCUCCCUCCCGUCAAGGCCUUUUGGAGCUUUACCCUCUAUGACGCGGACGGAUUCGCGGUGCCCAACUCGAUGCAGCGCGCCACGCUCUCCAGCUGGAUGCCUCUCGUGUACAAUGGAGAUGGCUCGCUCGACCUCUACUUCCAGACCGCCUCCCCCGGCGACGACAAGGAAAACAACUGGCUUCCGACGCCUGAGGAGAAGGGGUGGAACCUCACCCUCCGGUUGUACGCACCCGAGCGGCGCGCGCUGAAUGGCUCCUGGAUCCCGCCCCCGGCAGUGAAGGAGUAG
Emiliania huxleyi CCMP1516 is the source of this 1356-nucleotide messenger RNA. RefSeq lists its product as hypothetical. The record is from RefSeq and is a predicted model, not a curated record. The transcript has a single exon. Lineage: Eukaryota; Haptophyta; Isochrysidales; Noelaerhabdaceae. Bases 1 to 1356 code for a protein of 451 amino acids.